GUAAACAAUAUUGUAGUGUUGGUUUUAAAUUUGGGAAGAGUUUUUUUUCUUUGAUAAUCAAAUCGGGAAGAUGAUGAAAGAAAGAGGUUUUCUGAAUCGGACUCCCGAUUUUCCAUACAAAUCUAGCCAGGCCCAAGAAGAGCAAGCCCACUUACUUCCCGCCAAACCCAAAAUAAAUGUCAGUUUCUGCCAAUCCCUAAUUCAGUAAUUCCCCUCUUCUCCUCCUCUUAAAAACCUUUCUUCCUCCCCGGAUUUCUCAUCCACUCCCGCCACCCUAAAACCCUAACAAAAGCCCUCCCCUGAAAAAAUCCCCUUCCUCCGGAGCCGAACAAUGGACCCAAAGGCCGUGAAAUCCGACCUCGUCUUAAUCCUCGACUACGGCUCCCAAUAUACCCACCUCAUCACUCGCCGGAUUCGCGCUCUCAACACCUUCUCCCUCUGCAUUUCCGGCACUUCCACCCUCGACGCCAUCACUUCCCUGAACCCCAAGGUCGUUAUUCUGUCCGGGGGACCGCAUUCCGUUCACACGGCCGACUCGCCCAGCUUCCCUGAUGGGUUUGUGGAUUGGGCGCUGGAAAACGGCGCCUUCGUGCUGGGAAUCUGCUACGGGCUGCAACUGAUUGUGCAGAAGUUGGGAGGGGAAGUGAGGGUUGGGACGGAGCAGGAGUACGGGAAGAUGGAGAUUGAAGUGGUUGGGAAUUCGGGUAUUUUUGGGAAUAAGAAGGUUGGGGAUAAGCAGGUGGCUUGGAUGAGCCAUGGCGACGAGGCUGCUCGGUUGCCGGAAGGGUUUGAAUUGGUUGCCAAGAGCCGGCAAGGGGGAGUUGCUGCUCUUGAAAAUCGGGAGAAGAGGUUUUACGGUUUGCAGUAUCACCCGGAGGUGACUCAUUCGCCGGAGGGGAUGGACACGUUACGGCAUUUCCUGUUUGAUAUUUGUGGAGUGGCAGCUGGUUGGAACAUGGAAGAUGUCUCCGAGGAAGAAAUUAGGGCGAUUAAAGGAACAGUAGGGCCUGAAGAUCAUGUGAUAUGUGCUUUAUCUGGUGGUGUUGAUUCCACUGUUGCUGCAACACUGGUGCAUAAGGCAAUCGGUGAUAGGCUUCAUUGCAUUUUUGUUGACAAUGGCUUAUUGAGGUAUAAGGAGAGAGAACGAGUGAUGGAAACUUUUGAGAAGGAUCUUCAUCUCCCUGUUACUUGUGUUGAUGCAUCGGAACAGUUUCUUGGUCACUUGAAGGGCGUUACAGAUCCCGAGGUGAAAAGAAAGAUAAUUGGGAGGGAAUUCAUUAACAUCUUUGAUGUUUUUGCUCAUGAUUUGGAGCAAAAGCUAGGAAGGAAACCUGCUUACCUUGUCCAAGGAACUUUAUAUCCAGAUGUCAUUGAAUCUUGCCCACCUCCCGGCUCCGGAAGAACUCACUCACACACAAUCAAGAGUCAUCAUAAUGUUGGAGGACUCCCAAAGGACAUGAAAUUGAAGCUUAUUGAGCCUCUCAAGCUUCUAUUUAAAGAUGAGGUCCGUGAGUUAGGGAGGAUCUUAGAUGUUCCCGUGGGAUUCCUGAAGCGUCACCCUUUCCCCGGGCCUGGCCUUGCAGUUAGAGUGUUGGGUGAUGUAACUCAGGGCAAUGCCUUGGAUGUCCUACGCCAGGUGGAUGAGAUUUUCAUCCAGUCUAUCAAGGAUGCCGGGCUUUACGAUACUAUUUGGCAAGCUUUUGCGGUAUUCCUGCCCGUGAGAACUGUCGGAGUUCAAGGGGAUCAAAGAACACACUCUCAUGUUGUUGCCCUUAGAGCCGUCACAAGUCAAGAUGGAAUGACAGCCGAUUGGUAUUACUUUGAGCACAAGUUCCUCGAUGAUGUUUCCCGCAAGAUCUGCAACAGUGUACGUGGAGUAAACCGAGUUGUUCAGGAUAUUACAUCAAAGCCUCCAUCAACAAUCGAGUGGGAGUGAUGCCAACCUCAGGUGUUAAGGGUUUGGGGGAGAAACAUGACUAGUUGGAUCUCGAGGAUGUGUAGAGAGUAGUGAUUGACUGAUGAGUUAAUAUGGUUACUAUAUUUAUGUCCCCAAAAUGGGUUAUUUUGGCUGGGGGCUUUGGUAAGCAAGGAAAGAGUGGGUUGAGACGCUGAGUGAACGAUGGUUCACAAUGUGCCUGGUUCUUAUUUAUGUUGAUUGAUCCCAGGAUUGCAGAGAUUUUGUACCCCUCCCUUCUUUUGCUUUGCUUUCCGUUGAGCAGAUACACAAAAGGGGAAUAUAAUUUUGUUUCGUGCUUAUGAUUAGAUAUUCGUUAAGAGUUUUGAGACGUCAUAAUUAUACCAUAACUGCUGCUUUCAACUCUCAACUUGUUACCUUCAAUUGCACUAGCAUAUGUUGUUGUCCCGUCAACUGGUGACAGAGGGAAGUUUGCCUCAUCAUCAAGCGGACAAGCCACAAGAAUUUCUUCUGGACAGUUUGGUUAAAGAUUUACAUUGCUAAUCAGAAAUUCAUGGAUUGAACCUUCUGUUUUGUUGCUAAUCAGAAAGUUUGGGCCCUCCUGUGUUUCUUUCUUUCUCACCGCAUUCUUUCCAGGCUGCUUGAUAAAGUUCCAAUUGGUUCUCCUUUUUUUAAUGUUUGCUUUGAAAACUACAGGGAAAAGAAGAUGGAAAAGACACAAAGGAGUUGUUAGCCACUUGAAGAUUUCCCCGCCUGCGUCGCCUCCCAAUCUCCCAUUAUAAAAUCUCAGGCUCAGAAUUUGGUGGGCUUUGUAUCAGUAAACUCUAUGGCAUGUG
Linum trigynum is the source of this 2751-nucleotide messenger RNA. The record is from the annotation of a GenBank genome assembly. Lineage: Eukaryota; Viridiplantae; Streptophyta; Magnoliopsida; Malpighiales; Linaceae.